UUACAAACGACUUUGGUCGGAUAAAUGUCACAAAUAUUUCACAGGUGAAAACCGCGUCAUUUUACUUAGUCAAGUAUUCAAACAGAUGUGAAUUAAAGGUUUAACAAUGCCAGCUGCAACGAAUGACAGUCAAGAGACUGCACUUGAUUGUCUCCAUGACCUUCGAUCACAGCUUGAUGACAUUGGUGAUAGAACAGGUGCUCGUGAUGCUGACCUUGACUUUCUAAAAAGCUUUUUAACAGAUCCUGUUGUUCAAAAAAUUGCACAGGCUGAUGAUGAGUUGAAGCUUCCCAUGUCCAAUCCUCCCAGUGAUGUCAGAGGGGAGAAGUUAUUAGCAGAUGUUAACAAUGUCAUACAGAAAGUUGUAGGAACUGUCAAUGGGAGAGAUCUGGAUGAGAUAUUAUCAGAUCCACAUAUUGGGGCUUUGAUGAAAGCAUAUGAUGAUGUAGCAGACAAAAACUAUGAAGAAGAAUUAUAUGAAACUAACAAGCUAGCUCAGCCUCCUCCACCAGUCUUCAGUGCUGUAGCAGACCAUGUUAGACUUGUCAGUAUCAAGAAGGAUAAAACAACAUCUUUGGGUAUUACAGUGAAAAUAGAUGAGAAUUUUAAUUUGAGAAUUGCUCGAGUUUUAGCUGGUAGUGUGAUUGAUAAACAAGGUAUGUUACAUGUUAAUGACAUCAUAAAAGAAGUGAAUGGGAUACCUGUAGCCACACCAGAACAGCUGAUGGAUAUUAUCAGAGUGGCGGAGAGUGAAAUCACAUUUAAAAUUGUACCAACAAUGCAGGAUAUUAAUUUUAAGACACAGAUGUUUAUGAAAGCCCACUUUAACUAUGACCCUCUGAAGGACCGAUUGAUUCCCAGUAAAGAUGCUGGUCUGACUUUCAGUGAUGGAGACAUUCUACAUAUCCUGACCUCUGAGGACCCUAACUGGUGGCAGGCCAGGAGGGUAGUAAAGGACGGAGAAGGGCCAACAGGACUGAUCCCGUCACAGCAAUUAGAGGAGAAAAGAAAGGCAUUCGUACAACCAGAUUAUGAUUAUUCUAAAAGCAGUUUAUUGUGUGGUCUAAAAAGGAGAAAGAAGAAGAAGAUAAAUUACACAAGCAGUAAACAUAAAGAGUUUGAUAAAUGUGAAAUAACCAUAUAUGAAGAAGUGACUAAAAUGCCCCCAUUCCAGAGAAAGACGUUAGUCUUGGUCGGGGCAAGUGGAGUAGGCAGGAGAGCACUGAAACAAAAGUUACUGAAAGAUGAUCCAAGGAGAUUUGGAGCUGUUAUGCCACAUACAUCAAGAGCCCCAAGAGAAGGAGAAGUCCAUGGUAAGGGAUAUUAUUUUACAGAUAGAGAAGGCAUGGAUGAAGAAAUAAGAGAAGGGAAAUACAUUGAAUGGGGAGAGUUUAAUGGUAAUCUGUAUGGAACUAAACUGGAGUCCAUUCAUAAUGUUACAAUGGAUGGAAAAAUGUGUGUUCUAGAUGUUAGUCCCACUUCAUUAAAGGUUUUGAAGACAGCAGAAUAUAUGCCCUUUGUUGUAUUUAUUGCUGCACCUGGUAUUGAGGCAUUAAAAAGAAUGUAUGAGGAGGGAAGGCGGAGAGGUCUGGUGGGCCGUAAAGGGGCAAGUGGUCAUGGCACUAUUGAAGUUAAAACUGAACAUGAUUUUUACGAGUCGAUUCAGGAAAGUCAGAACAUAGAAAGAGUAUACAAGGGAAUGUUUGAUUUUACGCUUGUCAAUGAUGAUUUUGACGAAACGUAUAGAACUUUGAGACGUGAAUUAGACAAUUUAAGUUCUGAGCAGCAGUGGGUGCCCAUCAAUUGGGUCUAUUAAUUAACCUGUAAAUUUGUACAUUCUUUAUAUCAGCUGCGUCGGAUAGAUAUCGGCCUUAUUCAAGUCCACAUUUACAUAUGCAUGUAUCCAACUUUGAUUAUUUUUAGGAAAAUUCAACAUGUACAUGUACAAAAUAUAAGUUGAAUGUUGGUCUGUGUUAUAUGGUUCUUAUAAUAACUCAAUUUUCAAACAGUUCCAGACUUUUGAUUGAGAUUUAAUUUUAAGCUGAAAUAGGAAAAUAUUUAUAUUCCCUUGCAUAAGGUGGAUUUUUAUCUGACGGAGCCCAUAUCAUAUCAUAUCAAGAGGUUGGUUGUGCAUCAAUAGAGUGCUUAAUGAUAUUGUCAGGUAGUUUGGUUUAGAGGAAAAUUAAAGAUAUUACAACUUUGUAAAUGCAAAGGUAUGGUGAAUCUUGUAUAUUGUACUGAAUGUGUUGGGAGAAAAGAAGUUCUCUUUGAAUUUUUUGCUGGUUUUUCAUAUUUUUAUGAUUUAUUUAUAUAGGAAAAGGCCUAUUGUCAGGUAGUUUGAAUUGGAGGAAAUUUUAAGAUAUUACAAGCUUUGUAAAUGCAAAGGUAUGGUGAAUCUUGUAAAUUGUACUGAAUGUGUUGGAAGAAAAAAAGUUCUUUUUGAAUUUUUUGCUGGUUUUUUAUAUUUUCAUGAUUUAUUUAUAAAGGGAAAGGCCUAUUGUCAGGUAGUUUGGGUUAGAGGAAAUUUAAGAUAUUAAAUGCUUUGUAAAUGCAAAAGUUAUGUACUGAAUUCUGUAAAUUAUACUGAAUCUGUUGGAAGGAAAGAAGCUCUCUUUGAAUUUUUUGCACAGUUUUCAUAUUUUCAUGAUGUAUUUAUACAUUUAAUACAACUUUGCAACAUUUUUUUUCACAAAAUUUUCUACUCAGGUGAGGGGAAAUAAAUUGCUUACAAGUGAAAAUUUAGUUUGACAACAGUAUUUAAAAGACUACAUCAAGGCUGUGAUUUAGAAUUUAAAGUAAAAACUUGCAAAAAUGAAAAUAAGAAAUAUUUGCAAAUGUAUUGGUCAAUUCAAUAUACACCACAAAACAAUGAAUACAUCGGCAAAUAUUCAAAUUCUAUAUAAUGUAUUGUCAUUAAUCAAAACCAAUAACAUUUGUAAAACAUUACCAUUUUUAUGUUUUUUUGUGUAUGAUAAUGUCUUUUAACCAUGUAAUUUGGCCUUUAUCAUAAAUACAGUACUGGUAUGCAUAAAUAUCACAUUUAGAUGUUGUAAUUAAGUGUUACACAUGCUAUAUAUAGAUUUACUUGAUAGUGGAAAGAUUUGUGAUUAUUCAGCUAUGACUGCAUCAAAUUGAUUUUUCGUAAUUUUGAUUUCAAAAGUUAUUCAGGGUUACGAUUUCUGGACUUUUUUAAUCUUUUUUCAAAUACAAGUAAUUUGAUGUGUAUUAAUUGUAAUCUUUAGGCAGCACAUAUAUAUGUAUUAAGUGUCUUACUUAUCAGUGUUUAUCUAUGUAUACAGGAUGAAAAGAGAUCCUCUGUUUCUUUGUUAUUAUUUUUCUAAAUGAGAAGAAUGUUCUUUGCAGUUUAUUACAUAGUGUAAAGUUAUUUGAUAUAAUUUUCACAUUAUACGAGAUGUCUGGCAAUGCCUAUUUUGCAUGCAGAAUUUUUUUUAGCAUUUAUAUUUAACCUCAAGAUGAAUUAUGCAGAAAGCAGUUUUAUACUGGCACUAUUUCAAUUAUAAAUUUACACAAGACUUAUACUGUUUUUGGUUUUUUUUUCUCACUUUUCAAGGUUGUAGGGUGACCUAAAAUUAAUUAUAUCAACUUACAUGCAUGAAGAGGAACUUUUAUAUAUCUCUUUGCAUUUUUAUGUCUAUAAUGUCAACCAAGGCAGUGUGCACUUUUAACAUUAUUUAAUCUCAAAACCUCAUGAUUACUUCUGCACGGUCAUUUUAGACACAAAACUUACAGGAAUUAUUAUAUUUCUCUAUUUUGCUUGAUUGAUCAUAUUUUAUAAUAGCAACAUAAUAAAGGCAUAAUAUAAGGACAAUCUUUUAUAUCAAGGACAUUUUAUUUAUUCAAAAAGAUAAUUUUAUUGGUAAAAAAGGUAAUUCUAUUUAUAGAACAUUAUUUGGAUCAAUUAAUUGUAUUAAGUAAUUAAUAAGUGAAUAAACUAUAUGAAGUUAACAGUAUAUUUGGUUAAAUUGAUAAUAAGAUGUUUUUCUUAUUUCUUAUGUUGUAUUUCUAACUUUAUUGCACAAACAAGAGGAGUUCCUUUUUCUAGCAAGAGGCCAACACACAUUUGAGUCAAUCACAUCCAUUAAGAUUUGUUUCAUUAUAUAUGCAUCUGUAUUUUAUCUAAUUUGAAUAAAUAAACCAUUUUAUGUAAAUUAUGCAGAUAUUCAUCAACAAAUGUCAUGUGAUAAUGGGUUGUUACUACUUUUUUACAUAUCAUGUUUUAUGAUAGGUUGUAAAAAAAACAACAUCUUAAGACACGCCUUUUGGCUAUUAGUCUGCCUUUGAUUGGUUGCCAUACAUAUUUUUCGUAAAAUUUCGAUGACACAAGAGUUAAGGUUUGACUACAAAGUAAUUUCUUAUAAUGACAAUAGGUCAAGUGUUAUGGUAUCCAAAAAUAGCGAUAAGGUCUAUUAUUUAUGUACCCUAAGUAAAAGAUUAGUGUCAAGUCUGAUAUUUGUAACAUAUCAUAGGUCAUGGGUUGUACAUAAGAUUUUUGUAUAUUGAGAAAACAUAUUCUUUUCCAAAUAAUUUCCUUUUUAAUAACUGGAAUUUAUCAGCUAUAUACCUAUAGUGCGUGAUUUUAACAUUUUUUCAUAUACAUGUAUAUUUUUUUUCAGAAAUUUUAGUAUACUUUUUUUUUAUAUUUAAAAUUUUGUCUUCUAUGUAUAUUAUACUUUUUGCUCUCCAUUUCUGGCUGUGAAAGUACAACAAUACACUUAGAACAAAUAUGAGUAAUAUAUUAUUUUUUUAUGAGAGCAGUUCAAGAAACACUACUAAGUUUAUAUAUAUUUUUUAAUUUUUUGAUAACUUUAAUAUUUGUGGAAAUUAUGGUUACAUAGCAAUAUAUUUAAAAAAAAUAUAGACACAUGUAUUGUAAAACACUUACAUUAUAAUUUGAUUUAGACAAUGAGUGUCUGGAAGGGGUUUACAAAAUAGAAAAUAUUGGACUAAAAAAAACAAAGAAUAGAAAAUGAUGAUAAAAAGAAGAGAAUAAUAGUUCUUAUAGAUGAAGAAUAGAGAAAAAUGGCCCAACAAUUAAAGAAUGAAAAACAAAGCCCCUUUCAUUCCAGACUUUCAACUAUUAAAAUAUAAUUAAGUAGUACUAAUCCCUCCAUAGAUUGUCUUGUGUGAUAUAUAUUUUCCCGUAUGCAAAUAAGCUUUCAGAAUUGUAAAAUAGAUGUAAAAUAUUCAAAUUAUAUUUUUUGAUUAUGCAAACCUAUUACAAUAAAACAAUGAUGGUAAACAUG
Messenger RNA from Mytilus trossulus (common blue mussel), 5264 nucleotides. Its product is annotated as protein PALS2-like. Bases 107 to 1816 code for a protein of 569 amino acids. The transcript is spliced from 15 exons. Gene Ontology annotation, cellular component: cell-cell junction; plasma membrane. Gene Ontology annotation, molecular function: protein binding. The record is from RefSeq and is a predicted model, not a curated record. Lineage: Eukaryota; Metazoa; Mollusca; Bivalvia; Mytilida; Mytilidae.